Messenger RNA from Cariama cristata (Red-legged seriema), 1264 nucleotides. Its product is annotated as WASH complex subunit strumpellin-like. Gene Ontology annotation, biological process: actin filament polymerization; endosome organization; regulation of actin nucleation. Lineage: Eukaryota; Metazoa; Chordata; Aves; Cariamiformes; Cariamidae. The transcript is spliced from 8 exons. Gene Ontology annotation, cellular component: endosome; WASH complex. The record is from RefSeq and is a predicted model, not a curated record. The annotation marks the transcript as partial.
CUAUUAAUGGCGCAGCUAGUUUCCUCAUCUGACUUUCUUCUUCAAAUAACCUAAAGACUAACGAUCAGAAUCCAACUGCAGGACUUCUGCUGCUCUGUCACAUCCACCACCACAAUGGUUGAUUUUCUAGCUGAAAACAAUCUCUGUGGUCAGGCAAUUCUUCGAAUUGUCUCCUGUGGAAAUGCCAUCAUUGCAGAACUUCUGAGACUUUCUGAAUUCAUUCCUGGUGUUUUCAGGCUAAAGGACAAGGCUGACCAACAGAAGUAUGGGGAUAUCAUAUUUGAUUUCAGUUAUUUUAAGGGGCCUGAGACUUGUGAAGGCAAACUGGAAGCCAAACCUGAGUUACUGGAUUUAGAUGAAGAAUUUCGUGAGAACAACAUUGAAAUUUUGACGAGAUUUUAUCUAGCUUUUCAGAGUGUACAUAAAUACAUUGUAGAUUUAAACAGAUAUUUAGAUGACCUCAAUGAAGGAAUUUACAUUCAGCAAACAUUAGAAACAGUCCUCCUUAAUGAAGAUGGAAAACAGCUUCUAUGUGAAGCGCUCUAUUUAUAUGGAGUCAUGCUACUGGUCAUUGAUCAGAAGACUGAAGGAGAAGUCAGAGAAAGAAUGUUGGUUUCCUACUACAGAUACAGUGCAGCCCGAUCCUCUGCUGAUUCUAAUUUAGAUGAUAUCUGUAAAUUGCUUCGAAGUACUGGAUACUCAAGCCAACCUGGAGCUAAAAGACCUCCAAACUACCCCGAGAGUUACUUCAGCAGGGUACCCAUAAGUGAAACAUUCAUUAGCAUGGUUAUUGGCCGCUUACGGUCAGAUGACAUUUAUAACCAGGUUUCGGCAUACCCGUUACCAGAACACCGCAGCACUGCCCUGGCUACUCAGGCCGCGAUGCUCUAUGUGAUACUGUAUUUUGACCCUUCUGUUCUUCACACUCAACAAGCAAAAAUGAGAGAGAUUGUGGAUAAAUACUUUCCAGAUAAUUGGGUUAUUAGCAUUUACAUGGGAAUCACUGUAAAUCUAGCAGAAGCAUGGGAACCUUACAAAGCUGCGAAAACUGCCCUGAACUACACACUGGAUCUUUCAAAUGUCAAAGAGCAGGCAAGCAGAUAUGCUGGAGUCACUGAGCGAGUGCACACUCAGGUGCAGCAGUUUCUCAAAGAGGGCUGUCUAAGGGAAGAGCUGGUGCUCGACAACAUUCCCAAGCUGCUGAAUUGCCUGCGAGAUGGCAAUGUAGCAAUCCGCUGGCUGAUGCUUCACACUGCAGACACAG